GGCGCCGCCCUCGCCCUGCUCCUGGCCGUGCUCGCCCUGCUUGGCCUGCUCUCCCGGCGGCUGCGGCGCCCGCAGAGGCGCGCCGUCGGAGCCAGGACCUUGCCGGGGGCCCGGGGCCAGGACGACGGCGAGGAGGCGGGCAGCGGGAGCCUGGCGGAUGAGUGGAGCGGCGCGCGCGAGCCGCUGCCCGGAGGGUGCAGGCUCAUCUGCAAGCCGUCGGCGCUGGCCCAGUGCCUGCUGCGCGCCUUGCGACGCUCGGCAGCCCUGGAGCCCGGCCCGCGCUCCUGGCUCUCCGGGCCCCACCUGCAGACCCUCUGCCACUUCGUGUUGCCGGUGGGGCCAGGGCCCGAGCUGGCCCGGGAGUACCUGCAGUUGGCGGACGACGGGCUGGUGGCCCUGGACUGGGUGGUGGGACCUUGUGCCCGGGGCCGCCGGGUCACCAACGCCGGGGGCCUUCCCGCGGUGCUGUUGGUGAUACCCAAUGCGUGGGGCCGCCUCACCCGCAACGUGCUCGGCCUCUGCCUGCUCGCCCUGGAGCGCGGCUACUACCCUGUCAUCUUCCACCGCCGCGGCCACCACGGCUGCCCGCUGGUCAGUCCCCGGCUGCAGCCUUUCGGAGACCCGUCGGACCUCAAGGAAGCGGUCACUUACAUCCGCUUCCGACACCCGGCGGCCCCGCUGUUCGCUGUGAGCGAGGGCUCGGGCUCGGCGCUGCUGCUGUCCUACCUGGGCGAGUGCGGCUCCUCUAGCUACGUGACGGGUGCCGCCUGCAUCUCGCCGGUGCUGCGCUGCCGCGAAUGGUUUGAAGCCGGCCUGCCCUGGCCCUACGAGUGGGGCUUUCUGCUCCACCAGAAGAUCGCCCUCAGCAGGUAUGCCACGGGCCUGGAGGACACCGUAGACACCCGCAAACUGUUCAGGAGCCGCUCCCUGCGAGAAUUUGAGGAGACCCUCUUCUGCCACACUAAGAGUUUCCCCAUCAGCUGGGACACCUACUGGGACCACAAUGACCCCCUCCGGGAUGUGGACGAGGCCGCUGUCCCUGUGCUGUGUAUCUGCAGUGCUGAUGACCCUGUGUGCGGGCCCCCAGACCACUUUCUGCCCACUGAACUCUUUCACAGCAACCCCUACUUCUUCCUCUUGCUCAGCCGCCAUGGAGGCCACUGCGGCUUCCUGCGUCCGGAGCCCUUGCCAGCCUGGAGCCACGAGGUCAUCUUGGAGUAUUUCCGAGCCUUGACUGAAUUCUUCCGAACAGAAGAGAGGAUAAAAGGGCUGAGCAGGCGCCGAGCUUCGUUUCUAGGGGGCCGGCGUCGCUGGGGAACCCUGCAGAAGCGGGAGGCCUCUCAGUCUUCCAGCCUGGAAGAAAUCUUUAGCUGGAAGCGAUCAUAUACAAGGUGAGACCUGGCCCAAGAACCCGCCUGUCCUGCAAGGAAGAAAAAAACUGGGCACGGCAGAGUCCUGAAGAGGAGGUGAGGACUGCAUGGAGCAAGCGGCUCCAGCUUCUUGGCCCCUGAUUUAGCCCCUUCUCUCUUAAAAGUGAUCCGUGGAAAGAGGUGGCACUUCCAGCUAGCUGGCUCUCACUUACCUUGAGCAGAACUCCUGCCCAGGCUCUGCUCAGCACAUCCCUGCUCCUCCUGGUCAGCAGCUGGGCACUCUCCAUCAUGGUCCCCUGUCACCCACCUCAUCAGUCAAAGAAUAGCGCCAUGUAAGCCCUUGGACUCGGGAGAAAAUGCUCUCUCGCCAGCAACGACUACAAAGAGGAGUUCUGUAUGUCAUUGGGUAGCUCUGUCCCAGAUAACUACUCAGCUCUGUGACUCUGACUCGCAUGCUGGAGCCACUUGAUGUAGAGAGGACAGGAUGUUUGUGUCUCGGUCCCACUUCCUUCAUUGCGUCCUGCGGUGGUGACAUUCUGACUUCAUGCAGUGGCAGCUGUGGAAGCGGGCUCACGGGGGCCACGGGGCUGCAUCAGUCUAGCAUGAGGUUGACAAAGGUGGCAGAGGCAGUAAGGGCAGUGGGUGAGACUGUGUGGGUGAGAGCGGCAAGGUAGAGGGUAUGAAGGCCUGUUUCUGGAAUAUUAAGGCCCAGCCUUUCAGACAAUUCCUGCAAGUCCCAGCGGGAAUGGGGCUGGUCUGCAGCUUCAGCCUAGAACCUUGAGAGUCACUGGACAGAUGCCAAGAAUGAUUUUAGGGACAGGAAGUCCUUGCACACAAUCUGCAGCUAGACCACGGCUCAAGGAGCCAGAUUCUCAGGCACUCUCGCUGCUCCCUCUGGUACCAUUUCUGGGGAUUACUCCGGGGAGCCCCAGCCAGAGCUGUUUUCCUCCUGAUGGGGGCUUUCUCUAAGUGGUGAAAAGUACAAACCUCAUAUCUUAGCUGUUUUCAGGUUAGCUAUCCUCUUUUCUGCCAUUACUACUAGCCUCUCCCUCUCCAGAACCUGGAGAGACAUCUGGGACCAGAGAAAAUAAAAGUUCUAAGAGGUUGGUUAGAGCUGACUCAGCAAUUUAUGAAUAUUUCACAUUACUGUGUUUUUUUCUGCUCAAUUAUUCAAAAGGCCAUCCACGUAGAUGCAGAAGACGCUUCUUCCUGGACCUGGCCGCUCAGUGACUGAGUGGGUGUUUGGUUUUAUGAGGAAUAAUGCCAGAGUAGAGUAAGGCAUUGUACAGAUUGGUCCACACAUCCUGGUUUGGAUCAGGCCAUUCAACAGUACAACUGGCCAUCUGGUUCCAUGUGCUGCUAAGAGCUUUGCCCUGAAGCUUUAUUUUAAUUUGUCAUUGAGAAAGAGGGCACCUGUUUGGACAGGAACCUCUAUCCUGGUCUCACAAACAGCAAAGCAAUUUUAAAGAGGAGAGAUGUUUACUGAUGCCAUAUUCUAAAGGCUUGGUAUGAGGACUCCCUGAGGCCAUGAUUUCAGGUUUCCGUAAUCUUGAGCCUUGUUCUUCUAAAUAAGAAGAAACUCAACUAUCUAAGAAUCUAAACUGAGAUGCAGACAACACUCAAUUGUCUAAGGUACAUUCUCAUGUCAUGAAAAAAGUUCCCUCCCUCCUUUCCCACUUCUUGCUCCCCAACAUUCCUCCUCUAACGUUCUUUCACCAUUUCUGAGUAGGAGAAAUAACAAGGAACUGAAAUCUAAAGAAGCCAUUCUCCUGCUGGUGAACAGCCUCCGGGGCUUGCUUGGGGAGGGAAAAUUGAGGACAUCAGGCCAUGCCCCUCCCCCAAUACCUGGUACAGGUGGGAAUUUCAGCUAAUUAGGGUCCUGCAGUCCUGGAAGCAAGACCCUAGGUUCAUUCAGAGCUGACUGCAAAAUGAGAAGGAGCCCAAUGGUUUUUAAACCCCUCCCGCCCCCCAGCUUAAAUGGCCCCAAAGAGCUAAAUCUGUAUUGUUUAUCUAGGCCAGAUACCACAGGACUCUGGUUCUUUAAGAUAAUAGCUUUUGGAGAAAUUGUGGUUGGUUUUCCUGUCCUUUUUUUUUUUUUUUCUUUAAUAGGUAAGAAAGCCUGUGGAGGGGAUAUAUAUGAUCUUAAAGCUCUCAGAACAGCCCUAAUCCAGGCUCCAUUAAUUCUCUUGAACCCACAGCCCUAAUGACCUAAACCCUUAAGCAUUUCUCCUGCAUGUCCCUUGCCCCAGAUGUGCUCAUAGCCCAUCUCAGAAAGCUACGUCUCUCUUUUCUUCCCCUCACUGCUUGAUAACAUCACUGCUUUUCAGCUCAUUUUUGCCAAGAAAGGGUAGUUUCCUGUUCAGGUAGAUUUGGGAGACCUUGUCCUUCAGUCUAAUGGUGAAGGAAUUGCCCCAGUCGACUCUGCUUUGGCUAAUAGCUAAUUAUAUGAAGCCAGCUGUAGGAACACCAGACACACGAUUCUGAGACAUAUGUGGCCCUUGAACAAAAUGACAAAUUAUGAGUUUGAGAAAGCAAGAAACAAACAGCAAAACCAAACCAAACCCAAAGAAGUACCAUUGAGUUGGAGUUUUCCAAGGAACAAGUCUUUAGCCACCCUCUCAGGCCUCAUUCACUUGCUUGCUUCCCUUUUGGCCUCUUCAUUAUUUAUAAACACCUUCAAAUGGUAAGAAAACAAAAACAGAAACACCCCAGUGAUUUAAAGGAGGCAUUCUCUCAGAAGCAGAGACUGAGUCCUCUGUCUGUACCCACUGGAUCAGAUAGAUCAGAAUGCAGGAAGCAGGCAACUGCCUCUGAAGGUUUGAGCUCUACCAAGUUCUGACCUCCGAUACUGAUGAUUCUGCUAAGCUACAACUUAAUUCUCUUAAAGAUGUAAGGUUUUAUGUAUUUAUACAUAGGUUUCCAGGGUGGCUUGGGUGGAGACAACAGUAUGCAAAAGAAAGCACCCAAUCCUCACUCUGAGAAGACAUCAUCUGUGUUUAGAGUGAAGACAUACUGCCUAACACUUGAGGACUGCUAGAUGAGAGGUCUAGACACAGCAAGUGUUAUCUUGGCUUCAUAAAGAACCUCAAAACCACCCCCGAGUCAGAAGCUCGUCUGUACUCAUCUUCUACCUAGACCACAAGAUCCCAUCACCCUCGGUGAUGCCAAGGACUCUACCUUUACAAAUGAACUUCAGCACGAAUUCACCUCCCUGCUUAAAUGAGCAGAUACACUGGGCCACUUUGGUUGAAUUUUGUAACAAUGCCAAUAGGAGUAUUUGUGAUUCUACAGCCAAGCCACCAAGGAUGGCAUCAGACACUGUUUUCAUAGUUAUCACAACUGGCAAAAUAAGAUUGAGGAAUUAUACCUAAGGAGUAUCCGAGUGCCCGGAUAAGGAAAACUCCAACUCAAGAAGCUGUAAGUCCCGCGUCAUCGGUGGGCUAUGCAAGCUAGACUGCCACUUGGCACGCAUCAUGUAGGGGACAUGUUCCAAGAGAUAAGAGUAGCCUACGUUACAUACAAGGUCUCUUCUCAUCUGGGAAUCGGUGAGUUAAAAUAAUGCUUUUGAGCUCAGUGGGUUCUGGUUGAUUUACGGGCUUAAGGAUCAGGAUUCACAGACCUGAUCUGGAUUCUGGGACUUGGGAGACUACAUAAAGAUUUUAAUGAAAAUAAUCCUGCCAAAGUGACCACAGGAUGUUUUUAAGAUAUUCAAUAAUUAUGCUCUGAGGUGUCCAGGAAAAGCUAAACAUUUGAAGGAAAAGUGGAAUUUCAUUAAAACAAACAAUAAAAAACACUAACACAUCCAAAACCAACGCCUCGAGCCCCUCCGGCCUUCCUGCGUAAGAAGGCAAUACCGUUAUUACUAGUGUGGCUGAACAAAACUCUCUCCAACUUGUUUUCCUCUGAAUAGUAAAUAAAUCGCAGUCUCCCUGC
Hipposideros armiger (great roundleaf bat) is the source of this 5303-nucleotide messenger RNA. RefSeq names its product abhydrolase domain containing 15 (gene ABHD15). Gene Ontology annotation, biological process: lipid metabolic process. The annotation marks the transcript as partial. The record is from RefSeq and is a predicted model, not a curated record. NCBI's taxonomy places the organism in Eukaryota, Metazoa, Chordata, Mammalia, Chiroptera, Hipposideridae. Gene Ontology annotation, molecular function: short-chain carboxylesterase activity; monoacylglycerol lipase activity. The transcript is spliced from 2 exons.